UCCCAGGGGCAGUUGGCGGAAGAGAUCGCGCUUCUAGGCCGGCGGCUCGCUUUCUGCUCGGAGUUCUCGCAGCUCGCGAUUCGGCCUCCGCUCUCGAUCCGGGGUCCAUUCGUCGGCGUCCCGGUUGCCCUCCCUCACCCGGCUGGGGCACAGCGAGGAGGCCCCCCUCUUCCGACGGCGUUCCAUGGAGUAGGGUCCCGUACCGUUGUCCCGAAGAGCGAGAUCGCGCUUGGCCCCCUCCCCCUCCCUUCUCCCUCCCUCCUUCCUUCCGCCGCAACAUGGCUAACAACAGCCCGGCGCUGACAGGCAACUCUCAGCCGCAGCACCAGGCGGCCGCGGCCGCGGCCCAGCAGCAGCAGCAGUGCGGCGGCGGCGGCGCCACCAAGCCGGCGGUCUCGGGCAAGCAGGGCAACGUGCUGCCGCUGUGGGGCAACGAAAAGACUAUGAACCUCAAUCCCAUGAUCUUGACCAAUAUCCUGUCGUCGCCUUACUUCAAAGUGCAGCUCUACGAGCUCAAGACCUACCACGAGGUGGUGGACGAGAUCUACUUUAAGGUCACACAUGUUGAACCAUGGGAGAAAGGAAGCAGGAAAACAGCUGGCCAAACAGGGAUGUGCGGAGGGGUUCGAGGUGUUGGAACAGGAGGAAUUGUUUCUACAGCUUUUUGCCUGUUAUACAAAUUGUUUACUCUGAAGUUAACUCGCAAGCAAGUGAUGGGUCUUAUAACACACACAGACUCUCCCUAUAUUAGAGCCCUAGGAUUUAUGUAUAUAAGGUACACACAGCCCCCUACAGAUCUAUGGGACUGGUUUGAAUCCUUCCUUGAUGAUGAAGAGGACCUAGAUGUGAAGGCUGGUGGAGGCUGUGUAAUGACCAUUGGAGAAAUGCUACGGUCUUUUCUCACAAAACUGGAGUGGUUUUCUACCUUGUUUCCAAGAAUUCCGGUUCCAGUUCAGAAGAAUAUUGACCAACAGAUUAAAACCCGGCCAAGAAAAAUCAAGAAAGAUGGAAAGGAAGGCACUGAGGAAAUAGACAGACAUGUUGAACGCAGACGUUCAAGGUCUCCAAGGAGAUCACUGAGUCCACGGAGGUCCCCAAGAAGAUCCAGAAGUAGGAGCCAUCAUCGGGAGGGCCAUGGGUCUUCUAGUUUUGACCGAGAAUUAGAAAGAGAGAAAGAACGCCAGCGACUAGAACGUGAAGCCAAAGAAAGGGAAAAAGAAAGGCGAAGAUCCCGAAGUAUUGAUCGGGGGCUAGAACGCAGGCAUAGCAGGAGUAGGGAAAGACAUAGAAGCCGUAGUCGAAGUCGUGAUAGGAAAGGGGAUAGAAGGGACAGGGAUCGGGAAAGAGAGAAAGAAAAUGAGAGAGGUAGAAGACGAGAUCGUGACUAUGAUAAGGAAAGAGGUAAUGACCGAGAAAAGGAGAGGUCAAGAGAAAGGUCCAAGGAACGGAGAAGUAGGGGUGAGGUAGAAGAAAAGAAACAUAAAGAAGACAAAGAUGAUAGGCGGCAUAGAGAUGACAAAAAAGAUUCCAAGAAAGAGAAAAAACAUAGUAGAAGUAGAAGCAGAGAAAGAAAACAUAGAAGUAGGAGUAGAAGUAGAAAUGCAGGGAAACGAAGUAGAAGCAGGAGCAAAGAGAAAUCAAGUAAACAUAAAAAUGAAAGUAAAGAAAAAUCAAAUAAACGGAGUAGAAGUGGCAGUCAAGGAAGAACUGACAGUGUUGAAAAAUCGAGAAAACGGGAACAUAGCCCCAGCAAAGAAAAAUCUAGGAAGCGUAGCAGAAGCAAAGAACGUUCCCACAAACGAGAUCACAGUGAUAGUAAGGACCAGUCUGACAAACAUGAUCGACGAAGGAGCCAAAGUACGGAACCAGAGAGCCAAGAAAAACAGCAUAAAAACAAAGAGGAGACUGUGUGAAAAUUUUUUGUAAAAGUGGAUCACAUUGAAUCCUAUAAAUGUUGGAUUAAAUCUGCUUUUUUUUCCUCCCAAAUUGAGAUUGUGCAGUAGUUACGCACUCUUCAAGCUCCCUGUAGGCUGCAUUUUCAUUUCCUCUUCUGUGUAGGGAAGUGCCUUUGUAAUCCCAUUUAUUGCAUUGAUGUUUUCACCCAGUUGUUGAGUUUGAUACAUGAUGCACAGAUUGUUCUUGCAUUUUAUUGUUUAAUUGUUUUUGAGAUGUACAGUCUGUACAUAUGUCCUGAAAAUGUUCUAAUUCCUUUGGCAUGGUUGCCAUGUUGGUUAAAUUUGUAUAAGGCAAUAAACUGCCACUAAUUCUA
Messenger RNA from Hippopotamus amphibius kiboko, 2269 nucleotides. RefSeq names its product pre-mRNA processing factor 38B (gene PRPF38B). Bases 279 to 1913 code for a protein of 544 amino acids. Gene Ontology annotation, cellular component: precatalytic spliceosome. The record is from RefSeq and is a predicted model, not a curated record. The transcript has 6 exons. Lineage: Eukaryota; Metazoa; Chordata; Mammalia; Artiodactyla; Hippopotamidae.